This is a messenger RNA of Spodoptera littoralis (African cotton leafworm), 2582 nucleotides long. Lineage: Eukaryota; Metazoa; Arthropoda; Insecta; Lepidoptera; Noctuidae. The record is from the annotation of a GenBank genome assembly.
UUAUAGAACCUCCUAAGUACGUUAUGUUAGCAUAUUUAAUAGAUUUUUAAAACUUGGGAAACCCUAGAAAAACUGCUAUUCAAUAAUGAUAAAAAGCAAUCCAUUAUACGUAAAACGAACCGCGAUUGACGUUUACAAAGUUGCCAUGCGUAAAGAUGAAAUCAGAGCAUAUUGAAUUUCGCUAUUUCAUAAACUCAUUUAUUUUAAUAUCUAUCAAUGAAAUAUUUUCCUUUCCAUUUCAAACAUUUUUAUAAGUAAAUAUAAAAAUCUACAUCCAAUCUAAAUCUACGUUUACAUGGAUUAUUAAUGAUAAUUAACAUUUUAACAAACUUGAAUAUUAUGGCAAUGUUGAACUGGCAUUUGUCUUGAUGACAUUGACAAUUAAUUUGUCAAUACUGGCGCAUUGCUGUUUGUUUCAAAUGCGAUGUUAUGAUGUGUUUGUUGAAUUUGAAGUUAUUUUAUUCAUCUGGUGAUACGCUGAGUUUGGCAACCGUUCCUCCGUAGCCCAAAUUGGUAUUAUUGGCAUCAUUGUUGUGACAAUUGCGAAAAGACACUUAUUUACAUUAUUUUGUGCAGUGUGUUGUUAUUUGUCGCGAUGAUGAAUUUACAGUGUAUUAAUUGCAUUCAGAGUUUGUCGCACAUGAGACGGCAUGCUCUAGAAAAUGAGAGUGAAGAUUAGACGUGGUCAACAAUAUCCCAAUGUGGACUUAUCCUAGAGAUAUCUCUCCUACCGACCAUAUUUGCAAUGCUUGCUGGCAAUUAGCAAUGUAUCGGGAUGUUGCUGAAAGUAUGUCCAGCAAACAAAUUGGUCACUGGCAUGUUUGUGUCGUAUAUGGUGCUCGAAAGCUUCACCCAAGCAGCCACGCAAGGCUGAUCAAGGCUCAGUAUCGCCCGCGCGUCGACUCGUACGCACGUGUCAUGGCCGCGUUCGCGCCCGUCCCGGCCCCGCGCAUGCGUCUCGCGCUGCACCCCCAUAAUAUUCAUACGACAAUAAAAGUGUACGCACGCUGCCUCAGGCCUGACAUUGAGUACAAAACGCUAUCGGUGACGUGGGGCACUCGGGCGCAGGAAGUGGUCUCCACACUCCUGGGCAAGUUCCGCAUGAGGCACAGAGACCCGAGGCUGUUUUACCUCAGCAUGGAGGUCAGAGUGAGGGCCGCGGGGUUAAGGACUACGCUGGUGUUGGAUGAUGAUGCAAGGCCCGCAGCGCUACAGGCGUGCCAUCCUAAAGGAUAUUCGAAGUUCCAACUUCAGAUGCGUCCUGGUGGUUUGAUCAAGAUCUACGACUCAGCGCUAAUGUCUUCCUCGCAGUACAAGUGCCUGCUGACCAGCGAAAGGACCACGGCAGACGAGGUGUUGGCCAUCUUGCUACAUUGCUACGAUUCCAAUGAGGGUGUCGAGAGGUUCUCGCUCUAUGAGGUCAGUCCCUCGCAGGAGUACGAGCGAAAGUUACACCCUGAUGACCUUCCCCUGAUGGUGCAACGCGCCUGGCCUGUGGACAGCGACUGCCACUUCAGGGUACGGAGGAACCCGAGAGCACCUCCCCUCCCGCCUCGCAGUCUGCCUCCUCCCGAAGAAACCCCCUCCGAAGACGAGGAACCUUCCAGAGCAUUAUCAGCUCUCUCCCUCGAAGCUGAAGGCGAGAAGAGAAGAUAUAGCCCCGUCUACAAGUUCCCCAGCAUCAGCUACUGUAGGGAAACCAAGAAUGACUAUUUGUACAUCUGACUAGCCGUGUACUUAGCCAGGUUUAGACGAUUAAAGUGCCGCGCCAAAGGCCGCAAGCACCUGGAUGGGAUAGUGAGAAAGCGACUCUUGUGAAGUGUAAAUAACGUACAGUUUUGUGUAAAGUGUAAAUAUGGAUUAUGGAUUGCUGAGGUGUUUGGUGUAAGCUUUGGGCCCUCUCUGAUGGAACUGAGUGAAUUGUUGUGGAAGGCAUAAUGACCAAGGUCCUUUAGGACCACGGCUUUGUGUCAUUAGUUGGAAAAUGGAAAUUUGGAAGGAUUUUUGGUAUAAGAAUCUCCGAAGAAUAGUUUCAGUCAGCUAGGGUUCUCAGUGAGUGUGAAACCAAAGAGUUGUUGCAAUAAUGUUUGUAAUUAACCUAAAGAGGCAGUUAUUAAUAAGUCAUAGAAAGAUCCAGAAUGUUGUCAGUAUUCAAAGUUAUCUGGAGUAAUCCAGACUGGAGUAAAUCGUAAAUAUGACUUCAAAAUAUAUACAGGAACACUAUAAUAUCAAUUAAAUACAUUGCAAGAAGUCACAAGUGAAUUGAUAGUACCUAAGAUGGUCAUAGCUUUUGCCAUUGUAUAACUUUAAGGCGCAACUGAAAGUGAAUGACAGAAAGAGCCUAUAUCUUGUAUAUUUGUGAUGUAGAAAAUGCUUCGAUGCUGUUUUUAUUAGCGACGAGAAACGAAGACAAUGCUGUUUGUUGAUGUGAAAACUGAAAAACUAUAUUUUGUAUAAGGAAUAGAGCUAAAAUAAGAUUUUGUACCUAAAGCAAAUCUCUCUGGUGUAGGUACUUUCUAUUGCAAGACGCAUCAAACUAUAUUCUGGAUAAUUUUUAUGGAAUCUGGAUUAUUUCUUAAUUU